AUGGCUCCCAAGAAGAAGGCUGCCGCUCCGGCGGAGGAGGCGAAGACCCUGGGUCCUCUGGUCCGUGACGGCGAGAACGUCUUCGGCGUGGCCCACAUCUUCGCGUCGUUCAACGACACGUUCGUGCACGUCACGGAUCUGUCGGGCAAGGAAACCAUGGUCCGCGUCACGGGCGGCAUGAAGGUCAAGGCCGACCGCGACGAGUCUUCGCCCUACGCCGCCAUGCUUGCCGCGCAGGACGUCGCCGCGCGCUGCAAGGAGCUGGGCAUCACCGCGCUGCACAUCAAGCUCCGCGCGACGGGCGGCAACCGCACCAAGACGCCUGGUCCUGGGGCGCAGGCGGCCCUGCGCGCCCUCGCGCGUGCCGGCAUGAAGAUCGGCCGCAUCGAGGACGUCACGCCCAUCCCGACGGACUCCACCCGCCGCAAGGGCGGUCGCCGCGGUCGCCGUCUGUAG
Pedinophyceae sp. YPF-701 is the source of this 456-nucleotide messenger RNA. Lineage: Eukaryota; Viridiplantae; Chlorophyta; Pedinophyceae. The record is from the annotation of a GenBank genome assembly.